Molecule: messenger RNA, 3019 nt
Organism: Drosophila suzukii
Lineage: Eukaryota; Metazoa; Arthropoda; Insecta; Diptera; Drosophilidae
Source: RefSeq, a predicted model, not a curated record
CAAUCAACAUGAUUGAAAAACCAAAACACCAUCUUAAAUCCUUGCCCAAAGGAGCUUGGAAGCGAUUAAAAGACUUGCACGAUCGCCAAAAGAGGCGGCGUCACUUACUAAUAGACAAUAGUUCCCAGGAUCUACAUAUCGACAACGAAGCCGGCACUUUAUUAAUACCUAUUGUACGGAAAGAGAACCCUCCAACCAGACCCACUGGAACAAUACCCAAGAAACCCAAAGGCGCUGAUUUGGAUAUUAGUUGUCCAGUUUCGCGCUUCAGGCAGUUACAGUUCCAACGCGACCUUUGCAUCCAUCCUUUCACAUACACCAAUGUGGAACGCGGCAGGAAACAAAAGGACAUAGAAAUAGUGGAAGAUUUAGCCAAAAUGCCUAGUGAUAAAGAGAGUCCAGAAGCCAAACCACUGAACAAUAACAACACAAACGGAAAUGGUGGCAGUGCACCAAGUAAGCCAAAGAUCCAGCCAAAGUACAGCAUCCACCGGGAUGUGCUGACCCACGAAGUGGUGAUCAAGCAAACGGGCUAUGGGGCCCGGGACAAGAGCAUACCGUCCUCCCUGCGAAACUGCUGGAAGGGCUGGAACUUCUUCGCACUCUUCACCGGCGUGAUUCCCAUCCUGCAAUGGUUACCUCAGUAUUCACCCAGGAGAGAUCUUCCUGGGGACAUUAUAGCCGGCUUCACCGUCGCCAUUAUGAACAUACCCCAUGGCAUGGCCUAUGGUAUUCUGGCAGGAGUUUCGGCGGGAAAUGGUCUCUAUAUGGCCGUGUUUCCAGUACUGGCCUAUAUGUUUCUGGGCACCUCCAAGCACAUCUCAAUUGGCACCUUUGCGGUGGCCAGUAUGAUGACAGCAAAGGUGGUGGACACGUACGCCAAUGUGGAUGACCACCCGCAUGGAUCGGGGUUGCUGUCGAAUGGGACGGCCACUGCAUCACCUCUUCUGCCAUUGAACUCUUCAGUACUUACGGACUUUUCUACCUCAACCAGCGCAUCACCUCUUUCAGUCUUCGAGGCCACAACUGCAUCGACGAUUCAGCUGUUGAAUUCCACUGUAAUUGCAGAUCCCAUCACGAAGUUGGAGGUGGCAACCACUUUGGCCCUCACCGUUGGCAUUGUGAAUCUCCUUAUGGCUUUUCUAAGACUGGGAACCCUGUCGUCCCUGCUCAGUGAGCCCCUGGUCAAUGGAUUCACCACUGCUGCAGCUUGUCACGUGGUCACCGCCCAGCUAAAAGAUGUCCUGGGCAUCUCAGUGCCCCGUUAUAAGGGCGCCUUCAAGAUCAUAUACAGUGUUAUCGAUGUGAUCAAGGGCGUGCCGGAGACGAAUCUUGUGAACUUUGGCUUUUGCAUGGCCGUGAUUGUAUUUAUGAUGAUCUGCAAUGAGAUCCUAAAGCCACGGCUGAGUAAACAGUGUCGCUUCCCCCUGCCCGCCGAGCUGAUCAUGGUGAUCGGUGGCACACUGAUCUCCAAGUGGUUCAACCUACAGGUCGACUACAAGGUGAACCCGGUGGGUACAAUACCCAGCGGCUUACCGGAGCCCAUGCUGCCACGCUUGGAUCUUGUGCCAAAGGUGGCAGUGGAUUCAAUAGCCAUUGCCAUAGUCACCUACUCCAUAAUCAUGUCCAUGGGCCUGACAUUCGCCAAGAAGCAUGGCUAUGAGGUUAGGCCAAAUCAGGAACUAUUCGCCAUGGGCAUUGGCAACAUGGUGGGCGGCUGCUUCUCGUGCAUUCCCAUGGCGUGCUCCUUGUCGAGAUCCGUCAUCCAGGAUCAGACGGGAGGGGUUUCGCAGAUCGCUUCACUGGUCUCCGCCUCGCUGGUGGUGGUCACCCUCAUGUGGAUCGGCCCCUUCUUCGGCAGUUUGCCCAGGUGCGUUUUGGCAGGCGUAAUCAUAGUGGCCCUGAAGCCGAUGUUUAUGCAGGCCAAGGAGCUGAAAAAGUUUUCCAAGCAGGGCAAGCUGGAGAUGUUCACCUGGAUAUCCACCUUUCUGUGCGUGGUGAUCAUCGAUAUUGACAUCGGUCUCCUGAUUGGCAUCUGCAUCUCCUUGUUGGCCCUGUAUAUCAAGGGCCUGAAGCCCUACUCCUGCCUUUUGGGCUACAUGCCAGAGGCUCCGGGAAUCUAUAUGGAUCUCAACCAGCACCGGAAUGCCAUGCAGGUGCCUGAGACCCGCAUUUUCCGCUACAGUGGGUCUCUGAACUUUGCCACAAGUCUGUUUUUCCGGCGGGCUUUGUUUGAGGCCGUGGGUCUGGACAAGAUUCCACUGACAAGGAUCAGCAGCAGCAAUAGUAAUAGUCCGAGUAAGGGCAGCAAAUCGAGCUACUCUCCGGUUUCGCAGAACGGAGGAAAGGCUGUCAAUGGCCAGUUGGAGGUGUCACCUGGUGCUUUCAAGGUGCUCAUCCUGGACUUCUCAAUGCUGGGACACAUAGAUGUGGCGGGUUGUCGCACCCUGACGGAUGUGAGCAAGGAGCUGAAAGUACGAGGAGCCCGCCUGCUGCUGGCCAGUCCCGUAGAUCGGGUGUACGAUACCCUGGUGCACAGUAUGGCCCUCAGCGAAGGACCUUUUGAGAUCUUCCCCACGCUGCACGAUUGUGUGGAAUAUGCCAAUGCCUGUCGAACGGCGUGAGAGGAAGAGGGUCAUCCUGAUCCUGCUCCAGGUUCCCAUAAUAAUGGGGAUGCGGACGCAAACCACGUUUUGUGAUAUGUCCAAGUGAUAGCUUGCGCAUCGUAGCACCAAAACCCCUUCAUAGAUGAUAAGUCCUAUUUUAAACUGAAUAGAAACAAUGUCGCCGUCUACAAUCAAGCAGAAUAGGCUAAGUUUGUUUAAGUGCCUCCGAAAUAUUGAUUUUUGUACUUAAAGCAUACACAGCCCACCAGUCAAGGCAACCGAAGAACUUCAAGCGAUCAAUGAAGCGCAUUGAUCUAGUGCAAUUUGUACCAAAAUGAACAAUUCAAACACACACAAUUAGUUUUUAGGGUUGAUAUGUAUGGAGAUGUAUAAACUGUACAUAAAGAUUAAAU